AUGGUGAACACCCGCUCGUCGCGUGCCCCUCUCGAGGCAGAGAUCGCUGUCCCCCCCAUCGCUGUACGCCCCGGCUUGCAGGCUCUUCGUGAUCGCUUAGCUCUCACCUAUUUCGGGUGUCGGCUUCGCGCAUUUGACAUCGUCUGGGAAAACGCCAUGGUUUCGACCUCCGGACGCACCUUUUAUCGUCGCCGGCUCAUCAAGAUCAGCUGGCCGAUCCUCAGGGCCCUUGGGUCGCGUGAGCUAGAGGCGGUGAUUCUCCACGAGCUGAUACAUGUUCAUCUCUACCUAGAACAUGGUGACGGGUCUCACGGGUCACGCUUCCGUGCCCACGCGCGCAGGAUAAAUCGGCUCGGGGGCUACAACAUCGGGGUUCACCAUGAUGCUGCCCAUCAGGUUGUCCAACGUCACAGCUGGCGUUGUACCGGCUGCGGUAUGGUUAUCCACACUUCUCGUGACGUGGUGACUAUCUAG
Diachasmimorpha longicaudata is the source of this 474-nucleotide messenger RNA. Its product is annotated as DNA-dependent metalloprotease SPRTN-like. Lineage: Eukaryota; Metazoa; Arthropoda; Insecta; Hymenoptera; Braconidae. Gene Ontology annotation, molecular function: polyubiquitin modification-dependent protein binding; single-stranded DNA binding; metalloendopeptidase activity. The transcript has a single exon. The record is from RefSeq and is a predicted model, not a curated record. Gene Ontology annotation, cellular component: nucleus. The coding region runs from base 1 to 474 and encodes 157 amino acids. Gene Ontology annotation, biological process: DNA damage response.